Messenger RNA from Macrobrachium nipponense, 2447 nucleotides. RefSeq lists its product as uncharacterized. Gene Ontology annotation, molecular function: ligand-gated monoatomic ion channel activity. Gene Ontology annotation, cellular component: membrane. Bases 1 to 1758 code for a protein of 585 amino acids. Lineage: Eukaryota; Metazoa; Arthropoda; Malacostraca; Decapoda; Palaemonidae. The transcript has 9 exons. The record is from RefSeq and is a predicted model, not a curated record.
AUGUCGGACAACGCCAUGAUGGAAGCUGGAGAUAUUCUGUUCAAUGGUCCCAUAUCCUUUAGCAUUGGCAGGGGCCACACUCCAACAUCCCUGCAACAACCUGGAGGUGUAUACCUUCCCUCCGUUUUGUUUGAUCCAUCAGUUCUGAACAGGCUAAUGAGUUCACAGGGUCUCAGGAUGACUUUGGUAGCCCCUCUGGGGCCUCAGGCAGAGUGGUUCCCAGAUCUGCUAAACAAGAAACGUUUGUCCGUUUCUGUUAUUAGAAGCUACAGGGCGGCCCUGAGUUUGGUGUUAUGGGAACUGUCCUUGCUAGUUAAGGGGUUUGAACAGUCAAGUUCUCCUAGAGAGCUCAAGCCUCAGACGUGGGAUGUUUCCUUGGUUCUCAAGAGCUUCACUAAGAGUCCAUAUGAGCCCUUGCAUUGCUCAUCUGACUGGAACUUGAUGCUUAAGGCAAUUUUCUUUCUGGCCUUGGCAUCUUCCAAGAGGGUAGGAGAGCUCCACGAUCUGAGCUAUGAGGUGAAGCACACCAGGGGUUGGGGGUCGUUGUCCUUCGAAUUUGUCCUAGAAUUCGUGGCCAAGACCCAAAGCACCUCUGCGCACGAUGACAGGUUCAUUUCGUUUUCCAUUCCAUCACUGAAUGACUUGUGGGUGGUGAUGCUCAAGAGCGUUAGAGCACAUGACGUUAAGGGUAUUGGUCCCUCUCUGGCUUUCAAAAAGAACUUGGCUGUUCAUAGAGGGCUGAGUGCUGGUACUUGGUUAUGUCAGUCCACGUUCGCCUCUUUCUAUCUUAAGGAUGUUUCCCACAGAUCUGCGGACACGUUUUUCCUGGGAAAAGUGUGGAUAUAUCUUCUUGCUUGCAUUGUGGGAUGGGGCUUGAGCUUGUGGUUAUUUCAGAAAGCUAGAUCUCAAUUUUCUGGGAAGCCUGCUGUGACGCUGAAUUGGGCUACCUUCUUUAGCUGGGCUGUGAUUCUGCAAGUCCCUCUCUCACGACAACCAGCAGACUUCAUUAGCCAGACUUUAAUAGGCUGGUGGUUAUUGGUUAGCUUUGUUAUUGCAACAGCCUACAGAUCUUCACUUAUUGCCCAUCUAGCUGUUCAAAGUAAAACGACACCAAUUGACAGCUUCGAAGAUAUGAUAAGACAGACAGACUGGAAGUGGGGAGCAGAGGCAAAGAUGUUCACUGGUGCUGUUGUAGCCUAUUUUCAAACUACCACAGAUCCAAUUGCCGCAAAAGUCCAUAAACAUCUGCAGAAGUUAAGCGAAGAAGAUGCUUUACAAAAAGUACUGAGAGGUGGCUUUUCCUAUAUGCACUGGUAUAAUCAUAUUAGCUCUGUUAUCCAGUCAUAUACAGAUCACCUGGGAGUAUCCCCUUUUUAUAUUGGACAGAAGGGAACAACAAUACUCACUGAUUUUGGAUGGGGAUUCAGGAAAGGGGCUCCGUACAAAGAUCGUUUCAACCUGAUGACCAAUAGACUGAUAGAGGCUGGAAUCAUUUCUCAUUGGACCAGUGACAUUAUGGCUUCACGAGUGAAGGAAAAUGGAAAACUGAGAGACAAAAAUCAAGCUCAUAAUACCAUUAUGUAUCAUGAGAACAUCCAAAUAAUUCUUCAUCUGAGCCACUUAACGGGUGUGUUUUUAUUGUUGCUGCUUGGUUACGCACUGGCAUGUUUAAUUCUAUUGAGUGAAGUCAUGAUUGUCAAAUGGCAGAAAAAGAAGACUACAUUAUUCUUCAUGGCACAAAGUGAUGAAGGACCCUGAAUACAUAAAUGGUCUCACAAGAGAGCAUAAUUAGCAAACUCUUCAAAGAUGAAAAAGUUAAGCUUUAACAGAGGAUAGAGUAUCUAAUAUCACACAUGAAAAGUAAUUUACACUGCUUUAUAGGAAAUUAAAUAUAUGUAAUAUCAGAUUAUGGUUCAAAUUUAUAUUGUACAGAAUUGUAAAGUAUUUGUUAUCCUCAGUUAAAAGAAUGUACAAUCACCAGAAAAAUGUCUCCUCUUCCAGAUUUUUUGUUACUUAGUGACAGUACCAUCAUUUUUGUUGUCUUUUCUCAAAUUAUUAACAAAAGUUGUAUAGUAAAUAAAGAUUUAAUUGUAUGGAAGUUACACCUCAUAUAAUUUUGUAGGAAAUUCUGGCUUUGCUGUGAACAACAGAAUUAAAGUUAAGUUUAGUUACUUGAUGUUAGCAAGUCUCAGCAUUUAUUUUUUUAUCCACUGUAAAACAGACAAGCUUAUGAUGCAAUUUCUAAAUAUACAUAUACUUUUAGUUCAUAAUAGUAAGAAGUUGAAGAAAAUAAGCAAGUAACAGGUGAGACUUGGGAUACAAUAAGGGGCAAAAGGUAUCUGUAGAUGAAAUCUCACAAAGGAGAUGGAGAAUUGAUAGCAGAACAUAGUAAGCAUUAAAGAAGAGAUAAGAGAAUGUGUGGAUGAUGCUGACACAGCAGUUACUCA